Messenger RNA from Phyllopteryx taeniolatus (common seadragon), 3725 nucleotides. RefSeq names its product protocadherin gamma-A5-like. Gene Ontology annotation, biological process: homophilic cell-cell adhesion. The record is from RefSeq and is a predicted model, not a curated record. Gene Ontology annotation, molecular function: calcium ion binding. The transcript is spliced from 2 exons. Gene Ontology annotation, cellular component: plasma membrane. Bases 1326 to 3725 code for a protein of 799 amino acids. NCBI's taxonomy places the organism in Eukaryota, Metazoa, Chordata, Actinopteri, Syngnathiformes, Syngnathidae.
ACUCCCCUACAGCUACACAAACAGUAUAGAAAAUGUAGGUCAAUUUCAGUCAAUAUUGUUCAUCACCAUGACCUCAAAUCAAAUGACUCACAAUCCUCGAAAUAUCUUCCAUUCAUAACCAACACAGAAUAUGCAAUAUGCAAAUCAUUGCAUAAUGAUCUGGCAAACACACACAAAUACAGCAGUGUUGUUGUAUAAACAAAACUAUUCACCAUGGAUUCGCAUUUCACAAUUUGUAUUGUAGCGUAAAUGAAAUGAACAAGCUUGAAAAUGGACCAUUUCUGCUUUUAGCAGCUUCUAAAUCUGCAUGAAGACAAUUUAACACCCUUGUAACUUGCUCGCAUUUUUAUUUCAAAUCGCGUCAGGGGAUUUUUGAACCAAAAUGAAAUGCAUUCCAUUUUCCAUGACAUGCACUUUGGUUUAGCUCGCUUCCCUAUGCGCCCUGGCAAUGUACGAACCAUGCUAGCGUCGUGAUUAGCUAUGCGCUCGUCGUCAUUUUGCGAGCGUUUCACUGACUUUCGGCACAGUAUAAAAAAAGAGACAUCCGACAGUGGUGUUCAACAUUCAACAACACUUCCAUAGCGCCGUCUGGUUUUGGGGGGAAAAAAAAAAAACAUUUCGCCAAGCGUACGUUGUGUAGCAAACAACAUCUCAUAUGAACGGGAUAGCACGGAAGCUUAGCAUCUUCAGCAACGGCCGUGCUUACCUCAGCUGACCUGAGCGCUCAUUCCACGAAAACGGCUCCCCGUGUCACGUCUUAGUCGUUAAACAAAAACAAAAAAAACCAAGCAACCUACUACAUAAAAAUUAUAGUGGACGGAUUUUUUUAUGUUGUAUUCUAUCCCAGAGAAAUUGAGCACGAUCCUCUUUCGCCUUGACGAUGUGCCAGCUUGUGCAUGGAAUAAUAUCGCUAAAUCGCAGCUUCGGGAAGCAUACAUUUGAUGUCGUUGGGGGGGAAAAAACAGUAUACCAAUCAGGUUUGGUGUCACGUGGUGGAAAUGGAGCCAAGCCCUGUGCCGAGCCUGCAGUGUUGCCAAACGGCCUCUUAGGGCCGCUGUAGACCAGAAAGUUGAUGAGCGGCAGCAGGAUUGGAGCUGCGCCUCCCGUGGAACGUCGACACAACACGGAGACGACGCGACGGGAGGAGAACGCAUCGUUCGACGUGCUUGUCGAAUGAAUAAUAUAGGCCAUAUAUUUGGACCUCGAAGCUGUUUUCCUUCAAUUGAGAGUGGGUUACAUCCGGCAUUCCACUGCGAGGAGGGUCUUUUUUUUUUUUUUUUUUUUUUCGUGGAAUAUAAGCAGAGUGGAGCUCCUCGGACAGAACAAUGAAGGCGCAAGUGGUGAUGUUUGUGUCUCUGUUCGCCCUCGACGCGGCGUGCGGCCAGGCCAGCUAUUCUAUUCCGGAGGAAAUGAGCAGAGGGUCGGUCGUGGGCGACGUAGCGCGAGAUUUAGGUCUGGAAAGGCCACGUUUGAUUUCGGGCAAAGCCAAGAUCUAUUCCAGGAACAAUGAAGAAUACAUCGAGCUGAGCCGAGAGAAAGGACUCCUCCUCGUCAAAGAGCGGAUCGACAGAGAGGCUCUUUGCGCACACACCGCGCUUUGUGCGCUGCAUUUCAGGAUCAUUUUGGAAAAUCCUAUCGAGUUUUACAGCGUCACUGUGCAGAUUGCAGACAUUAAUGACAACGCGCCUAGUUUUGAAAAAAAUCAGAUGAAAUUUAAAAUCAGCGAGUCUGCGACCAUCGGAGCAAAAUUUGUUUUAGAAGGGGCAGUAGAUCCGGAUGUUGGAAUGAACGACCUUCAAAAUUAUGAAUUAAAACCAUCGGAUCAUUUUGCUCUGAAACUGCAAAAUAACGCGGAUGGAAAUAAAAACGUGGAGAUGGUUUUACAGAAGCCUUUAGACAGAGAGAAAGAGGAGCAGAUGUCGCUCGUGUUGACGGCUGUAGACGGAGGAGAGCCGCGGAUGUCGGGAACGAUGUUGAUUCUUAUUACAGUGUUAGACGUAAAUGAUAAUGCCCCCGUUUUUACACAGCACACAUACAAAGCAACCGUGACUGAGAAUUCACCUGUCGGGACGAUCGUGGCAGCUGUGUCGGCGUCGGAUGCAGACCAUGGCUCCAAUGCAAAAAUAUCAUAUUCGAUUCAAAAUAUGGUGGGAAAUUUGAAAAAUUUAUUUCGAAUAAAUGACGAAAACGGAGAAAUAUCAUUGAUAGGAAAUAUCGAUUUUGAAAAGUCGAGACAGUUUCAAUUAAAUUUACUUGCAAGUGAUGAAGGGGGACUCACAGAUUCUUCAAAGUUGUUGAUCGAUGUACAAGAUAUCAAUGACAACAUACCCGUAAUUAAUAUUAUGUCCAAAUCAAAUGUGAUAUCUGAGGACGCCGAAAUCAAUACUGUUGUGACGAUGAUAAAUAUAGAAGAUUUAGAUUCAGGAGAUAAUGGAAACGUAAAUUGUUUUAUCAAUGAAAAUAUCCCGUUUAUUCUGAAAAACUCAAAACAUAAUUAUUACACUUUAGUGACAGAUAGUGACUUAGACCGAGAGCGCUCAGCUGAGUACAACCUCAGCGUGACGUGCUGUGACGAGGGCGUGGCCUCCCUCUCCAGCAGCGUCACUCUCACCUUGCGCAUCUCGGACGUCAACGACAACGCGCCCGUCUUCCAGAGGAGCUCGUACGAGGCCUCCGUCGUGGAAAACAACACGCCGGGUCUCUCCAUAGUCACGCUGAGAGCCAGAGACGCGGACUGGGGCCAGAACGCUCGCGUUUCCUACAUCCUGGAGGACUCCUCCGUUAACGGAGCGCCGGCCUCCUCGUUUGUGUCCGUGAACGCCCAAAGCGGCGUCGUCAGCGCCGUGCGCUCCUUCGACUACGAGCGGAUGAAGCGGCUGGACUUUGCGGUGCGAGCGCAGGACGGAGGCUCCCCUCCUCUCUGUAGCAACGUGAGCGUGGGCGUCCUGAUCCGGGACCAGAACGACAACGCCCCUCAGGUCCUGUACCCGGUCCAGCCGCACGCCGAAAUGGUGCCUCGUUCGGCAGACGCGGGCUAUCUGGUGACUAAAGUGGUGGCCGUGGAUGUGGACUCUGGACAGAACGCCUGGCUCUCCUAUAAAGUGCAGCACAAAUUUGGGGGCGCAGACAGGGGGGCGCUGUUUGAAGUGGGCCUCCACAAUGGAGAAAUGCGAACUGUCCGCCAAGUGACUGAUAAAGAUGCUGUCAAACAAAGACUGACUGUCGUAGUGGAGGACAACGGGCAGCCCUCUCGUUCGGCUACGGUCGCGGUCAACGUGGCGCUGGCGGACGGCUUUCCCGAAGUGCUGAGGUCGGAGUUCGCCGACGACUUUAGCGAGGACUACGACGACCGGCUGACUUUUUACUUAGUCUCGGCUUUGGCCGCGGUCUCCUUCCUCUUCGUCGCCUGCUUGCUGCUUAUCGUGUCGCUCAAAGUGUACAGGUGGAGACGGUCUCGCGUCCUGUACCGCUCCGACCUCCCCGUCAUUCCGUAUUAUCCGCCGCGCUACUGCGACACGUUGGGGACGGCGGGGACGCUCCCGCACGUCUACAAUUACGAGGCGUGCGCCACCGCCAAGAGUCACGUGACGAACACGCAAGCCGUGAGUCAAAGUUUAGUGAGUGUGGACGGAGCGGACGCUGACGUGCCGCACGGCGGCGAGCAGACGUCGGGGAACUGCUCUCGGAUGUCGACUUUGAUUUAUAGCGGGUCAGAAGAUGCCUGA